AUGUCUCCCGCCAUCACCACUCUAACACCGCCGUUAUCCCUCGCCGUCACUUCGGCAGCGCGUCCUUCGCGCAAGACGGCGACGGUUAAAACCGACAAAAAACAAAGGCAAACCAGCCUCGGUUUCGGCGGCGACAAGAAGGAAACAAAGUGGCACUGCGUGGAGGGUUGUGGGGCAUGCUGUAAGCUCCAAAAGGGUCCUUCUUUUCCCUCUCCUGAAGAAAUUUUCGACGACCCUUCUGACGUUCAGCUGUACAAAAGCUUGAUAGGACCAGAUGGAUGGUGUAUUCAUUAUGAGAAGACUACUCGGAAAUGUUCCAUUUACCCUGAUCGUCCGUAUUUUUGCCGUGUGGAGCCAGAGGUGUUUAAAUCUUUGUUUGGAGUUAAAGAGAAGAAUUUCCACAAGGAAUCCUGCAGUUUCUGCAGGGACACAAUUAAGGCUAUUUACGGUCCCAAUUCAAAUGAGCUUUAUAAUUUCAACAGCUCAAUAAGGAACUCUUCUAGAUGGGAUGUUUUCUUCCCACAAUUAAUUCUGGCAAACAAAAAUUUUCAUGUUCCUCUUAGAGCACUAUGUUUAGACUUGCUUACUUUGAUUAUCAUGGUUGAGGUCUCUUAUGCCACCUUUUCUACUUCUCCUCUGGUUAAAAUGGAGCAACAAAAGCAGGUUCUCAAUUCAAAAGCACCAUCUGCGGUUCUCAAUUGCCAAAUUCUAAGCACUUGGAAAUAUGUGCUUAGAUGA
Sphenostylis stenocarpa is the source of this 738-nucleotide messenger RNA. The record is from the annotation of a GenBank genome assembly. NCBI's taxonomy places the organism in Eukaryota, Viridiplantae, Streptophyta, Magnoliopsida, Fabales, Fabaceae.